AUGGCCGCCGUCUCCGGUCCCUCCACUGCUCGCCACCCCUCGCCGUUCAAGAGGCAUUCAAAGCCUACCGUCCGGCCCUCUGGCUCGAGCUCGCACCAAGUGGCCGACCCGUACUACGGCCAUGAAGAGACCGCGAAGCUUUGCGCGCGCUUUGUCACGCAUCUGUUUGCGUGUCCGGACCUGCCACCAUUAGUAUCCACCUCCAUCCCUCCCGCCGUCCCACUCCCCCUCGCCAGUUUCAUUGCAUACGCCCUCCAUCGAACGCGAUUGCAUACAUCGGUCACUUUCGCCGCUCUCUACCUCCUCCAGCGAAUGAAGGCCCGCUUCCCCGCCGCGCGAGGAUCGUCAGGUCACCGCCUGUUUAUCACCAUAUUCAUGAUAGCAAGCAAGGUCAUCUGCGACGACACCUACUCAAAUAAGUCGUGGUCCAUCGUCGGCCGGGGCAUGUUCGCACUCCGGGAAAUCAACCAGAUGGAGAGGGAGAUGUGCUCCUACCUCGAGUGGCAGCUCAACAUCGAGCCCUCAGCCCUCAAGGAGUUCGAGCACAAGGUCCGGCGCGACUUCAAGGGUUUCGGACCGUAUCCUACGUACGUUCUCCCCUCACCCGCGCCAUCACCAAUGCCCUCCACCACCCCCUACACCGCUCCGUCCGCGCCAGCACCCGUGUUUACGAACAAGACGCAGCAGCCGCCUUCCACUUCGCCAUCCAAGCCCAUCCCCCCUCCCGUUCACGUGCGCGCAGGCGCCCCGCCCAGCAUCUACCCGCGCGCGAACCCGGUCGUCUGGUGA
Epithele typhae is the source of this 789-nucleotide messenger RNA. RefSeq lists its product as uncharacterized. Gene Ontology annotation, cellular component: nucleus; cyclin-dependent protein kinase holoenzyme complex. Lineage: Eukaryota; Fungi; Basidiomycota; Agaricomycetes; Polyporales; Epitheliaceae. The record is from RefSeq and is a predicted model, not a curated record. Bases 1 to 789 code for a protein of 262 amino acids. The transcript is spliced from 2 exons. Gene Ontology annotation, biological process: regulation of cyclin-dependent protein serine/threonine kinase activity. Gene Ontology annotation, molecular function: cyclin-dependent protein serine/threonine kinase regulator activity; protein kinase binding.